AUGGCUUGCAUUAAUGAAGGAGAGCCAAUGACUCCUAGAGUGAAAUUUAGGACAGUGCAAAAAAUUAAAAAUCAAAAAUAUAUUUCUGAACAGGCUUAUUUAAUUCCAGAAAAUGAUGGAACGGCUGUGUAUUUGAGUUAUGAAUUAAAUAGAACAUUAGAGAAUAUAUUUAAUAAAUAUUCGAUCAAUGGUUACAUGGGAAUUAACGAAUUUGUUAGGAUGUGCUAUGAUUACAAUUUGCUACCGAAAAAUAAGAACAAAGAUAUACUUUACUACAUUUUCAAAUCAUCCAAUUUAUCUGAUGUAGGAUACAUAGAAUAUAGAUACUUUUUCCAAUUACUUCAAAAGCUGAGUGCAUAUUUAUUUCGAAAAUUAAUUAUGACAGAACAGGAAAAGCUCAAUGUUUUAAUUAAACAUCUAACUUCUUUAAAUAAUUCCAAGAUAAACACAAGCAAGGAAAAAUUUAACGUUGGUAUACAAGUGUCGGUGAAGAAAGAAAAUAGAGGUUGUAAUGCUGUUUGUGAUAUGAUUGAUCAGUGUUGUGUUACUUCUGUAGAGGUUAAAGAUGUGGGAACAGGAAUCGACACAAGAGAUAUAGAAUGGGAUAAGAAGAUUGGAGAAGGAGAAAAAGAAAGCAAUGGUAUGAUAUAUGAGAACAUUUCAACGAAUAGUUAUCACACUCUAAAGUUUACAAGCCCUGAUGAACAAGAAAUGAAAGAAAGAAUAAAUGAAAUAGAAAAAUUAUAUUUUCAUAAAGAAGACAUUAACAUAAAAUUAAAAGAAGAAAUAAAUCAUGCUUUGAAUAUUAUUGAAGAAAAAAAUAAAGUUAUUGAAAAUAUGAACAAAAAAAAUGCACAACAGUUAAAAAUAGAAAGAAACAAAAUUAUUCAGUUAAAAAAUGAAAUCCAGAAAUUACAAAAAGAAAAGCAAGUUGUAGUGGACUUAGAAGAAAUGGAUAUUAAACCUCAUCCGAAUUACAAAAAUAGAGAGAUGGAUGAUAAGGUCGAAUUAAGAAAUACAGACAUGGAAUAUAUAAAAUGCAAAAAUUCAGCUAGUGAUUAUUUAAAGUUAAAAAGACUUCUAGUUCUACCUGGAGAAGAAGAGGCGGCACUUAUAAAAGUUUUUUCCACAUACAGCACUUACUGCGGCGAAACGGCAGAAUAUGUAAUGAGCAAAAAGCUUUGUGCUAAUUUUUUGGCAACUUAUUAUUUGCUUCGAAAAAAUGGGGAAUGCACAAAACAGGAGGAUUUAGAUGUAAGAACUGCUGAAAUUUUAUUCACUAAAGUAUUAUGUCAGAGGGCACACAUAGAAAAGACUGAUUUAUUUGAAGGCGCACUCAGUUACUUUUACUUUAAGCUUUUUCUUUGUAAUUUAGGAAAACAUCUGUACCCUGAUCUCGACGAAAGAGAAGGAUUCUUAGAAAUCGUUUUAAAUUACAUAUUAGUUUUGAAAAGAAAUGAGGAUUUCAAAAAUUGGAAGAAAAAAAGUAUGAAAAUAAAAAAGAAGAAUAAAAUAAGAAUAGCAUGCUCUAAUGACUUGAGCAUGCUUAGAGGAGACAUUGUAGGUAGCUAUACUAGUAGUGAAAAGGGUAUGAUAUGUGAUGAAUUAAAAAAGAACAAAUAUAAAAUAAAACAGAGUAAUAGCACUAAUGCGAAUAAAUCAAUGUCUGAAAAUGUAAAAACUAGAAAUUUUCAUACAGAUCUAUCAUUUGAAUAUAUCGAAUCCAAUGAAACAAAAAAAAAAAAAGAUAAAAUUCGAGAAGGCAAAGUAAAAAAUAAAAAUGAAAAGAUAAGUGACAGCAUUACUAAGGACAAUACUAAUCUUUUAAAAAAUAAUAUCAAAUAUAAUAAUUUAUGCAUUUAUGAUGAAACAAGUAAUGAAGAAUGCAAUUCUUUAGAUUCAGUUCAUUCAGAUGAUCAUAAUUUUUUCCCAUCACUCCCCAAAAAAAAAAACAUCAUUAUGAAACCUUUAAAAAUGAAACAAAAUAUUUUAACCUUACCGAAAAAAAAUUACACACAUUUUGCAAAUACCCAUACCAAGCGAAAUAAUAGUGUGAAGAACAUGUUUCCUCUUUAUGACAUUGAAGGAGAAUUAUGGCACUCCAAAUCGGAGAGGCAUAAAACGUUUCUCCCACAAUUUGGUAAGGAUUAA
This is a messenger RNA of Plasmodium gonderi, 2151 nucleotides long. RefSeq lists its product as hypothetical. The record is from RefSeq and is a predicted model, not a curated record. Bases 1 to 2151 code for a protein of 716 amino acids. The transcript is spliced from 9 exons. NCBI's taxonomy places the organism in Eukaryota, Apicomplexa, Aconoidasida, Haemosporida, Plasmodiidae.